Messenger RNA from Labrus bergylta (ballan wrasse), 2229 nucleotides. NCBI's taxonomy places the organism in Eukaryota, Metazoa, Chordata, Actinopteri, Labriformes, Labridae. The record is from RefSeq and is a predicted model, not a curated record.
UUCCGGUCUCACACCCGACAUUACAACAACAGAGCAGGCUAGCCGAGCCGAGCCGAGCCGAGCUUGGACGAGGGGGACGACAGCACCAAGGGAGGAAAAAAAAAAAAAGUAACUCCAUUGAUAUAGUGGGUAUCCACUGACUGACCCCACAGAUGAAACAUAUUUUGUAGAGGGGGAACCGCAGCCCCCCACCCACAGCAGGGACUGUUUGAGGUGGGUCUCUGAGUGCAGGAUGGAGAGAAUUUGAGGGAACUUAGUCCUCAGGAGAGUCCUGAGUUGUGACGCGAAGCUCAGCUGAGCUCAGAUUCAUCAGAGCCCACCCUGUGAAUGAUAUGAGCCAUGGAUCCUGGAGAACUUGAUAAUCCUGUAACGCUGGUUAUUAAGGCCCCCAACCAAAAGUAUGAAGACCAGACCAUCAACUGCUUCCUCAACUGGACUGUGGAGAGGCUGAAGAGUCACAUCUCCAAAGUGUACCCAAGCAAACCGCUGUCUAAAGACCAGCGGCUGGUGUACUCUGGGAGACUCCUUCAGGAUCACCUGCAGCUCGGAGAUGUGCUCAGAAAGCAGGAUGAAUACCACAUGAUGCAUCUAGUGUGUGCCUCUCACAGCCCGCCAGCCUCGCCCAUGCCUCGGAGCCCCUCCACGGCCAGCUCUUCUGCCUCUGACUCCAGCAGUUCAGACAACACUGGCUCCUCCUCGCCUGCCAACACUACGAAUCAGGACAGCCAGCCGGCCUCUUCCUCUUCUGUCCCAGGAAGUUAUGAUGGUCUGAGGUAUCGCGGUGGCCUCCCCCAGUACAACCCUCACGGCCCCCCUGCUGUCCCUCAGUGGCCCGAUGGAACCCAGGUCCCUCUUCAAGGCGGCCUCCCGGCCAACAUGCCCCCCCAUCCAAUGUACAUGCCCAUGCAGAUGCUGUGGUGGCAGCAGAUGUAUGCACGCCAUUACUACAUGCAAUAUCAAGCAGCAGUAGCCGCCUCUCAGCCUCCCGCCUCCCCCCCUCCUUCCUCUCCCUCCCCCUCCUUGCCCCUUCAACCCGCCCAGCCCAACGAGGCCGUGCAGCCGCCGCUGGGACCCAACCCGGACCCCAACCCUCUACCAGAGAACCAGCCGGCGAACCCCAACAUCCAGAUGAACGCGCAGGGCGGGGCGGUGCUGAACGACGACGAGCUGAACCGCGAUUGGUUGGACUGGUUGUACACGGUUUCUCGUGCCGGCGUGCUGCUCAGCAUCGUUUACUUCUACUCUUCCUUUAGCCGCUUUGUAAUGGUGGUAGGCGCCAUGCUGCUGGUCUACCUACAUCAGGCCGGCUGGUUUCCUUUCAGGCUGGAGCAGCAGAACCUGAGAGGAGGAGAUGGAGCCAGAGCUCCUCAGGAGGAGGCAGAGAGACACCAGGACAUACAGGAAAUGGAACGUUUGAUGGAUGAGGGUCUGGAGGACGACGACAGCGGGGAGGAGGGAGGGGGAGGACACGAGGAGCAAGCUGCUGCUGCUGUUGCUAUACCUGAACCAAGCUUCCUUACCACCGCGUGGUCCUUCAUCAGCACCUUCUUCACCUCGCUCAUCCCCGAGGGACGGCCCCAAGCAGCCAACUAGGCCCGCCCCUCUCUGUCCUGCCAUCAGGUACCGCUCUACAGAAGUAUCAACAUAUUCCCACCUUCAUCUUAACCGUCUACAACACCUCGAUUAAACUUCAUCAGAUAAACAAAUAGUGCUCCCCGGAGGUUUGAAAACCUCUGAAAAGCUGCCAACAAACCGACGGAUCCUUUUUACUCUGACGCGUGAGAACAAGAUGCAGUGUGAGUUCUGCAGGAGAGGAGAAGAAAGAAUAUUAGGAAAGUAAAUAUUUUUUUUUUUUUUUGUUGUGUCCUCAUUGGUCGUGAAUUCAUUUGACGUGGUGAAGAAUCAUGAGAGAGUGGAGGGAGCUGUCUUCCAUAAAGCAGAGAAAAACAAGGAUGUUGAAACUUUUUUUUUUUAAGGGGGAUGUGGGCUCAUCGUUUAAAAGAAAAAAAGAAAGUAAUCUCCUGAAAUGAAAGGAGCUGUGUGAGAAGCCACAUCCCCCAAAAGACAUUCUCAUGUAUGCACAGGAUGUGCGUACAGACAUUGCAGCUACUGAAGCACAUUGUUUUCCCACUUUGUGUAUUUGAACAUUAUCUAUUUACACAUGUAAGUAUAUGCAUCUUUAAUUCCUGAAUAUACGCUUUUUUUGGAAUAAAAUCUUGCUGAAUUUGA